CGUCGUGAGGCGGCGAGGCGCCCCGGAGGGCCUCAAAAGCGAGACAAGAUGGCGGCGGGCGGCUGAGCGCGAAAGUCCUCCCCUCCGGCGCGUGGCCGCCCCGAAGCCCUCCGCUCCCUACGGACUCUCCCCGACGGCUCUCUCGGGCAGGGGAGCCCUUCAGCGCGCCGCCCCGCAACCAACAGAGGCCUUAUAUAAGCCAUGGCUUUAGCGCUGCGGGGUCGGCGUGCGGUGGCGCUCCUGCACGCCCUCUGUUUACUCUGGGCGCUCUUCGCCCUGAGCCAGAAUUUGGGGGUGCCGAAAUCGGUCCGCAAAGCGCAAGAUGACACCUACGGGGGCCACUGGAAACACCUCACUUUCCUUAACCAGGUUCUUCAGACACUACUGUAUAUAUUGUGUGCCAUCAUUGAGGGUGUAGCUCUGUGCAUUCCUUCCAAAGAGAGGACUGUGUCAUCUGUACUGCUGCCUAUCAGAGAUUUCAUCUUCUCUGUAUAUGUAUUCCCCGUUGGCUUAUUUGGCAUAUCAAGUAUCACAGAAUUAUUCACAGAUGUUGGAAGGAAGAAUUGGAGGGAACCUCACUUAAGAGAACUCAUGCAGCAGAGGUUUGUUGCUGUUGCCUUCUGGGGCCUUUUUGCAUAUGACAGAGAAUUAGUAUACCCUAAAGAGCUUGAUGAUAUUAAUCCAAGUUGGCUUAAUCAUACUAUGCAUACUACCAUCCUACCACUACUUUUCAUCGAGAUGGUUAUAUGUGUACAUAAGUAUCCUGAUAGGUUUAAAGGGAUUUUGGGACUUAGCUUCUUCGCAUUUACAUACCUCAUCUGGGUGCUGUGGGUACAUCAUGUGUCUGGGAUUUGGGCCUAUCCAAUUUUAGGAGUGCUCAGUCCAUGUGGAAUUGUAGGAUUUUUUUUUGUCGCUCUCGCUAUAAUGAUAAUGUUCUACUUCAUUGGAGAACAGCUAACAAAAUGGUUGUGGGCAAGACGUAGGAAGAAGUGCACAUAGAGCAGAACCUGGGAAUGGUAUAAUGUCAUUAAAAAUACAAGCUCACUUAUGGAAUCAAGAUGAAAGUGUUAAUUAUAACUGGUUCAUAAAUGGACAGAAAAUAUUGUUCAGAGAAGAAAGCCAUUAAAAGAGGAGGAUAAAAUUAGUAGAAAACCAGACUAAUUUCACAAAAUGCUUGUAUAGGAGAAGUAUUAUGAUGUGUGCCAAGUUGGAACUGACUCAGUGAGUGAGAUACCUAAUGAUUUAUCAGUGCCACAGCCCACUGAAUUUCUAUGGCAGAACAGGGAUUCUAACCCAGGUCUCCUGAAUCCUUAGUCCAUUACUCUGUCUACAGUACCACACUGAGUACCCCAUAGGAAAAAUAGGCUCAUGUAAAUCAACUGUUUGCACAUAAAGUUUAUGUAUCACUUAUAUGACUCUGCAAAAUGCCCAGUUUGUUUAAAUAAGCAAUAAUAUAGUUAAAAUACAAAACAUCCAUGUAGGCCCCUGAAAGUAAAUACUGUGUGUUGGGGAAUAAUACAUGGCUUCUCCCAGUCUGAAGAUACCCUUGUCCAGCAGGCUGAGGCCAAGAGG
Molecule: messenger RNA, 1572 nt
Organism: Pogona vitticeps (central bearded dragon)
Lineage: Eukaryota; Metazoa; Chordata; Lepidosauria; Squamata; Agamidae
Source: RefSeq, a predicted model, not a curated record